UUCGUCGAAUUCCGUACUCGCGAGAUGCGACUUUAGCUUGGGAGAAACGCUUCAAACGUUUAUUAUGAUUUUAGCAGAGAAAACGGGAAGCGUUUGAAAUCCCUGGGCGCCAUGUUCUCUCUCAUCAGCAAGCCCUUUUCCGCCUCCCCACUCCUAAGCACACUUGUUCUUCAACGACUCACCAGAACACUUACUCUUUUGUCAAAUCCAGACGUUUCAGAUGAGAAUGAAUCCGUUGUAUCGCUGGGUACAAGUUCCACUUUCAUCCAUCCUUCUGCGAUCGUUCAUCCUGAUGCUAUCAUCGGUCAGGGUGUUUCAAUCGGUCCUUUUUGUACCGUUGGUCCUUCCGCAAAGAUUGGAGAUGCAUGUAAACUGUACCCAGGAAGCCAUAUCUUUGGGGAUACGGUGUUGGGGGAGAGCUGUAUCGUAAAAACUGGUGCCAUUGUUGGUGAAGAUCUUCCAGGGCGUACGUUCAUUGGGUGCAAUAACAUAAUUGGACAUCAUUCAGUUGUUGGGGUGAAAUGCCAGGAUAUGAAAUGCAAGCCAGGGGAUGAGUGUUACCUUGAUGUUGGUGAUAACAAUGAAAUUCGAGAGUAUACAUCUAUUCAUCGAUCUUCAAAAUCAAGUGACGGAACGGUUAUUGGUCACAGCAAUCUGAUCAUGGGCUCGUGUCAUAUUGCACAUGACUGCAAAGUGGGUAACAACAAUAUUUUUGCAAAUAGUACUCUUUUAGCUGGUCAUGUUGUUGUGGAAGACUACACCCACACUGCAGGGGCAGUUGUUGUUCAUCAAUUUUGUCAUGUGGGCUCUUUUUCUUUUAUUGGUGGUGGCUCUGUGGUUUCACAAGAUGUCCCAAAGUAUAUGAUGGUAGCUGGGGACAGAGCAGAACUCCGCGGAUUAAAUUUUGAGGGUCUCCGACGUCGUGGUUUCUCAGCUGAAGAGAUCAAAAGCAUGAGGAUAGCUUACCGAAAGAUAUUCAUGCCCAAGGAUGUGACAUCAGGAGGUAUUGAGGACCGUCUUACUGAAGUGGUGCAGAAUGAAGAAUUAGCUAACUUUCCUUCUGUAUGCUCUAUGGUGCAAUCUAUCCGUGACUCUUUUGUGGAAAGCCGUCGUGGAAUUUGCAAGUUUAGACAUUGGAGUGGCUCUUGAAGACAUUUAUGAUAUUGGUUUCCACAAGUUGAUACAAGUCUAUAUUGGUGCAAGUUAGUACUGUCCCCGGCACUUGAUCUCACAGCCAAAUAUGAGACUCUUACUGGAUCAUGGUGAAAGCUCUAUAUGCGUCAAAGUUGGAGAUUGCGGAUUCUUACUGAAAUUACAUUCUAAAAGCUAGCUUUCUCCAAGAGAUUGUUGGUUGGCUGGGGGUGGGGGAGUUUCUAGAUUGGGCCUGAGUUUUUCGACACAAGCUAUUUAUUUAGUACUGUAAUAUUUACAGUAUCUUACAGUUGAUUGAUUCUUCACUUCUUCGGGAUACUUAUUCUAUGACUUUC
Telopea speciosissima is the source of this 1487-nucleotide messenger RNA. RefSeq names its product probable acyl-[acyl-carrier-protein]--UDP-N-acetylglucosamine O-acyltransferase, mitochondrial. Bases 112 to 1149 code for a protein of 345 amino acids. The record is from RefSeq and is a predicted model, not a curated record. Gene Ontology annotation, biological process: lipid biosynthetic process. NCBI's taxonomy places the organism in Eukaryota, Viridiplantae, Streptophyta, Magnoliopsida, Proteales, Proteaceae. Gene Ontology annotation, molecular function: acyl-[acyl-carrier-protein]-UDP-N-acetylglucosamine O-acyltransferase activity. The transcript has 12 exons.